CUGGAAUUUCGUCACUCCUGAGUGAUUCGGCUUCCAAGGAACCCCCAUCUGCCUGUAUAAAGAGAAGAAGGGGAAACUCAUGGAGCUCAUUCUGGAGCAACCGAGAGCUUGGACCUUGACUGCUUCUGCACCCUCGGCUUUGAGCAACAAGCCUCCUCUUCCAUUCCACGAGCAAAAAUGAAGAGCUUCAUUGCUGCCUUUGCUUUCCUGCUGACCAUCACUGCACUUCUCUUCUCCCAGGCUCAGUCUCAUAUAGGUAAGUCCCCCUUUCCUUCUUCACAGCAUCACUGCCAAAGGCAUCUCAAGCCUUGGGGACCACAGUCCACACCACCAUCUUAUUCCAAGGCCGUCCUGCACUCCUGGCUGCUCCUGCUGCCCCAGGAGCUGGGCCAAGCAGGAGAGGGCUAUUGGUGGCCACCAGCCAUGGUGGCUACGCUCUGCCUCUGUGGCUGGAGACAGCAACACUUCUGGAGACAAGUUGAUGGAACCCAUGGGAAGGGAGUGUGCUCGGGUCCCACUUGUGGGCUUCCUAUUGGGGCAUCUGGUUGGCCAUUGUGAGAAGAGGAUGCUGGACUAGAUGGGCUACUGGCCUGAUGCAGCAAGGCACUUCAGAUGUUCUUUUAAAACUCCUUCCCACUGGCGCCAAUGAUGGCCACCAACUUGGAGGACUUUAGAAGAGCAUUAGUUCAAUUCAUGGAGGAUAGCAUGGCUCCUCUUAUAUUCUUUAGGGGGAGCACAGUGAAGGAGGGAUUGUCCCCUCCCAAAGGGUUUGCUUGGGAGGAGAGCAGGGCCCCACUGCAACCCUCCCCAAGGCACCUCUGUUGGCCAGAGAGAGAGUCCCAGGUUCACUCCCCAACAUUUCCAGGUAGGGCUGGGAAUGCCCCACAUCUGACACCACACCGAGCCACUGCCAGUCAUAGCAGACCAUAGUGAGCUAGAUGGGUUGACUUGCUGAAAGGUAGCUUCUUAUGUGCCUAUUAAAUUAGCCCUCUAAGAUUUCAGCACUCAUGACUGUGGAUAGUUUUAGGGAAAGAACAGUAACUCAGUGCCAGAGCAUCUGCUUUGAAUGCAGGUCUCGUGUUCAAUCCCAGCCACAUCUCUAGGUUAGGCUGGGUUAGGCGUGAAAUCCCAAACAGCUGCUGCUGCCAGUCUGUGUAGACAAUAUUGGCUUAGAUGGACCAAUGGUCAGACUUGGUAUAAAGUAGCUUCCUAUAUUUAAUAACAGUCCUUGAUUCAGAAUCCUUGGGACUAGACUCUUACUUUGGGGGAAGAAGCUCAGUGACAGAGCAACUGCCUUGAAUGUAGAAGAUCUCAGGUCCAAUCCCCUGUGGAGCCAAAUCAGGACUGCAGGAAGCAGAAGUCAUUUGUUCACUCCCUUCCGCUCUUCUCUCCCACAGACUCAGGCUACUGCUGUAACAAAUACGUUACGAAACCCAUACCACUUAGACUCUUGGUGUCCUAUGACUAUGCAAGCAGCAAGUGCUCCCUGCCAGCUGUCGUGUAAGUAUGAAAAACUUGGAAAACAAUUCGUGGGUGAUCAGCCAAGCUACAAAUUAUUAGCAAUAGCUGCAGAGGCCAAAGCCCCUUUGCAAUUCCAUACCAGAUCAGGGGGCUUCAGGGAAUCGCCUCUCCGUCCAGGAAGUGACCUGGUGGCCUUAGGGAAGCCUCAGCCCCUGACCCCAACUCUGAGGAGGUGCAGGUGGGAGAGCGAGUCAACAGCUUCCCAGGGGAGGGAGAGGCUCUGGAGGGUGAAUGCCAGGGGUGCCCUCCUCUUCCCCACCCCCAGGCCAAAGCCGGGAUGCCAUUCUCCAUGUAGCUCUGGGACAGAGCACCUGUUUGCCUAUAGAUGGUCCCAGGUACAGUCCCAGGUGGGGCUGGGAUAUAAAGGUAAAGGGACCCCUGACCAUUAGGUCUAGUCGUGACUGACUCUGGGGUUGCGGCGCUCAUCUCGCUUUAUUGGCUGAGGGAGCCAGCGUACAGCUUCCGGGUCAUGCGGCCAGCAUGACUAAGCCGCUUCUGGCGAACCAGAGCAGCGCACGGAAACGCCGUUUACCUUCCCGCCGGAGUGGUACCUAUUUAUCUACUUGCACUUUGACGUGCUUUCGAACUGUUGGGUCGGCAGGAGCAGGGACCAAGCAAUGGGAGUUCACCCCGUCGCGGGGAUUUGAACCGCUGACCUUCUGAUCAGCAAGUUCUAGGCUCUGUGGUUUAACCCACAGCACCACCCGCGUCAGUCCUUCCCAAAACUUCAGAGAGCCACUGCUGCAAGUCAUUGUAGACAGUGCAGAGCUUCUGACGCUCUGGCUGGCUGGGCACUAAACAGGCAUUUCUCUCUUUGCAGAUUUACCACGAAAGCGAAUAGGCGGCAGUGUGCAGACCCCAGUGCCGCAUGGACCCAGGAACGUAUCCAAAGUCUCUCCCAAACAUUGACAACACCCAGCAAGGAAUGAGAAAACCAAGUGCGCGAAAGCCUUGCCGUGUGCAGAACAUGCACAGCCACCCACACCCACCCAUGUUACAGUUGCACUUUAUUAUAAUGUAUUUUAAUUUAUUUAUGUUAGCAUAUUUUAAGCAGUUGUGUGUUUUUGUAUUAUUGUUUUCCACAAGGGAAGUGAGAUAGCUCAGAGGUUUUUUCUGUAAAGCAUCGUCACAAAGACCUUUCAUGAUAAUAAAUAUCAGGG
Molecule: messenger RNA, 2681 nt
Organism: Podarcis lilfordi (Lilford's wall lizard)
Lineage: Eukaryota; Metazoa; Chordata; Lepidosauria; Squamata; Lacertidae
Source: the annotation of a GenBank genome assembly